Messenger RNA from Jaminaea rosea, 1724 nucleotides. Its product is annotated as NIF-domain-containing protein. Gene Ontology annotation, molecular function: phosphoprotein phosphatase activity. The transcript has a single exon. The record is from RefSeq and is a predicted model, not a curated record. NCBI's taxonomy places the organism in Eukaryota, Fungi, Basidiomycota, Exobasidiomycetes, Microstromatales. Bases 27 to 1496 code for a protein of 489 amino acids.
UCAUCCUCGUCGAACCCCACAUCACCAUGUUACCCGCAGCCUCACAUGCGAUAGCAAGGGGCAUGGCUCGCCCUGCCUCUUCAUCAGCAUACACCAUCCUUUCAAGACGGUCCUUUGCCUCACAAGGGCCUCCUCCGCCCAAGCCGCCGCCGCCGCCUCCUCGCAGCGACGAGGAGCAAUCAGCCGACAAGGUCGACCCGGCGGCGGCCAAGGAGGAUGCUUCCACCUCUACGCCAGCAACCCAGCGCCCUCGCGGCCUUUCUGCCUUCGAUAUCGACACAACGCUAGCUACCAUCCCCGACGAAGGCAGUGGCUCAAAGGGUGGUCGCACGGGCGCGCGUGCGAGAUCAGAUCGUCCUCAGUCUUCCAUCGAAAAGUCCCGCAGAAACUGGUAUCGCCUCGCCUUCCUUGGCAUGCUGGGUUUCGGGGGCUAUCAGCUGGCCCUACUUGGGCGUGAUUGGGACACAGUCAAGGAUCGUGAACGUUUCGCCUCAGACCCGUCCAGCUCCAAUGCCCUUGGCAGGAUCAAGCUGAGGCUGAAAGCGGCUUAUGACGACUUUAACGCUCCUGUGUGGGAGAAGCUCCUUCCCGACCCCUUGCCGGACCCAUAUCAACGCCCUUACACCUUGGUGGUCGACUUGGACGACUUGCUCGUGCACAGCCACUGGACAAGAGAGCAUGGCUGGCGUACAGCUAAACGUCCAGGGCUCGACUACUUCCUGGGCUACCUCAGCCAGUUCUGGGAGAUUGUCCUGUACACCAGCCAGCCAUUCUACGCUGUUGGCCCCAUCAUUGAGAAGCUGGACCCUGAUCGCCGAUUCAUUGCGUACAUGCUCUUCCGCGAGUCAUGCCGCACUCUUCCUAAUGGCCAGAUCGUCAAGGAUCUGUCAGCAUUGAAUCGCGACCUGUCAAAGGUACUGGUCCUGGACACCGACAAGAGCAAAUACGCGCUGCACCCGGAGAAUGGAGUCGAACUCAAGAAGUGGCAGGGGGACAGGAAGGACACCGAGUUACUCGACGUGCUGAGCUUCCUCGAGGCAAUUGCCAUCUACAACAUCGCUGAUGUCAGGCCGGUGCUGAAGAACUACGAGGGCCAAUACCUCCCAGAAGAGUUUGCCCGCAAACAGCGAGAAGACAAGCAGCGUCGUCUUGCCGAAUGGCAGGCCUCUGGCUCCAAGCCCAGCGGCAGCAGCAGUAGCUGGGGUAGUCUCUUUUCUGGAAUCAAGGGCUCGAGCAGCCCCUCAGCACAGGGUGGCGCCCAUGGCCCGCCCAAGACGCUGUUUGAACAGGAGCAAGACAGGUUCCGCCAGCAGUAUGUCGAAGAGCAGAAGUACUGGGCGGAGAAUGGCGAGGCGAUGAGGAAGGCGGCGAAGGAGGAGCAGGAGAAGCAGAUGGCCAACAUGAAGUUUAGCGUGUUUGACCUCUUGUCGGGCAAGCAAUUUGACCAGGCGGCGCAAGCUGCUCAGCAGGGAGGACCGGGAGGGGACAAGAAGUAGACACUGUGACGGAAGGAGCGUAGAGAUGGGAUGGGCUCUCAGGGUGAGAAGGGAGGAGAGGCGAGGGGAGCAGCGAGACGCUUGCACUACACUACCACCACUACUACCACUCGUAUCUGUAUCUCCUCUAUCCUGGUCAAUCUGGUAUUGCAUGCAAACGUAUCUCGCACCGCGCUACUCCCAUUGCACCCUCCCUUUCGCCCACUGAUCCGCCACCAUAUUCAAGCG